GUGAGGUACCUCACUCACUCAUGCUUUACACUUUGGAGUUGGACAACAUUAGCAAGACUUGGUAGGACUCCAGCAGAAAACUAUCUUCCAAUUAACAGAAGACAUCAACCCAAUAGGACAACGGGGAACACAAAACGACAGGGGGAGAAAGGCUCUUUGAAGAGUCUAAUCCAAGAGGAUACCCAGGAAGAUCUUCUGGUGAUCUGGGAGCAGGUCGGACUUCUCCCAGUUGACUAACCAGCCCAAGUUCUGGAGGCGCAAGAGAACCACUUAAAUGUGCCUGUGAAGGAGAUCUGAGGUUUCUGUCACUAUUAGCAGAUCGUCCAGGACAAAACUACCUACUCAUCAUGUGGCUACUCCUGCUGGCCGUAUUUGGUCUGAUCUUAUUGUACAGAUGGUACCGACAAAGUCUUAUCCUGGAAAAUCUCACAGAUAAAUACGUCUUCAUUACUGGAUGCGAUACUGGAUUUGGAAACCUGCUGGCAAAGCAGUUAGACAACCGCGGAAUGAAAGUCCUGGCUGCUUGUCUGACCGAUCAUGGAGCAGAGAACCUAAAGAAAGAGACCUCUAGUAGACUGCAAACAGUAAUACUAGAUGUUACUAACAGCGAAAGUAUAAGCGCGGCUGCUGAAAUUGUGUCCACUACAGUUGGAAAUGCAGGUCUCUGGGGUUUGGUUAAUAAUGCAGGGGCUUUUGGUCCUGCUCCCAAUGAAUGGCAAAAAAAGGAGGAUUUCGUAAGGGUCGUGAAUGUAAACUUAAUUGGUACAGUGGACGUGACUCUACAUCUACUGCCGCUUGUAAGAAAAGCUCAAGGACGUAUUGUUAACAUAUCUAGUUGUUUAGGAAGAUUGUCAUUUAUCGGUGGUGGAUAUUGCAUGUCAAAGUAUGGUGUGGAGGCUUUCUCCGACGGUUUAAGGAGGGAAUUGUGUGAGUUUGGAGUAAAAGUCUCCAUCAUAGAACCAGGCGCUUUCGGAACAAUGAUGACCCUUUCAAUAGAUAAUCAUGUAAAUAACUUAAAGCGUUUGUGGGAAAAUCUACCCCAAGGAAUUAAAGACAGCUAUGGCGAGCAAUACUACGAACAAUAUGAGAAGGCUCUGAGGGGUUUGGUAGGAACAGCCAGUCCCAAGAUUUACGAGGUUACCAACAGUAUGGAGCAUGCUUUGACUGCUGUGUACCCAUGGACAAGAUAUUCUCCUGGCUUGGACAGCAAGCUUUUCUACCUCCCUAUGUCAUACCUCCCUACUGUAUUAUCUGACUAUGUGCUAUGUCACUCGGCACCUAAACCAGUCGCUAAGAAAUGGGGAGAGAGACCGGCACAGCCAAAUGUGACUCUACAAAAUGGGCUGUAAUUCAAUCAUAUGUUUAUCACUGAGAGAUAACAAUGUAAUAUUUGGAAACUCUUCUAAUAAAGUGUAAUAUGCAAUAA
Molecule: messenger RNA, 1426 nt
Organism: Bufo gargarizans (Asiatic toad)
Lineage: Eukaryota; Metazoa; Chordata; Amphibia; Anura; Bufonidae
Product: retinol dehydrogenase 7-like
Exons: 6
Coding region: 348-1349 (333 amino acids)
Molecular function (GO): oxidoreductase activity
Source: RefSeq, a predicted model, not a curated record